AUGCCAAAGUUUAUGAAGAAGUUCGAUGCUGACGGAGAUGGAAAAAUUACCGAAGAAGAAUUUCUUCGCGUUGUCUGCAAGCUCCCAGAACAGGAACUAAAAAUGGCGUUUUGGCGCAAUGUCUUCGAUGAUGUGGACAAGGACAAGUCGGGAAGAAUUUCGUGUGUGGAAUUGCACGGCCUACUGCAGGACAUGGGAUUCUCUGUGGAAUUGGGGGAAUUGCGUAAGUGGAUCCAGAAUCAUGAUAAGAACAGUGAUGGUGAGAUGGACUUCAAGGAAUUCGUUGAAUUUAUGUCGGAUGCUUCUCAUUAG
Messenger RNA from Rodentolepis nana, 312 nucleotides. Lineage: Eukaryota; Metazoa; Platyhelminthes; Cestoda; Cyclophyllidea; Hymenolepididae. The record is from the annotation of a GenBank genome assembly.